Messenger RNA from Verruconis gallopava, 1554 nucleotides. RefSeq lists its product as uncharacterized. Gene Ontology annotation, molecular function: dipeptide transmembrane transporter activity; allantoate transmembrane transporter activity. The transcript is spliced from 2 exons. Bases 1 to 1554 code for a protein of 517 amino acids. The record is from RefSeq and is a predicted model, not a curated record. Gene Ontology annotation, cellular component: plasma membrane. Lineage: Eukaryota; Fungi; Ascomycota; Dothideomycetes; Venturiales; Sympoventuriaceae. Gene Ontology annotation, biological process: allantoate transport; tripeptide transport; transmembrane transport.
AUGACCAGCGAAGAGAAGAUCGCGCAAUCUUCUGUGCAGCACACCGAACGAAGUUUCGCGAGUGACGAGCCUCAAAUACGAGCCGAGAAAAUCCCAGAUGGUGAUCUUGCUCUUCAAGUUCUCCAUACGCACUAUGAACCUUACUCUAAGGACGAAGAAAGGCGCGUGCUUCGCAAAAUUGACCUGCGUUUGGCUAUGGUGAUGUUGCUCGUCAAUGGCAUCCAAUUUGUCGACAAACUGACUAUUUCUCAAGCUGCUACCUACGGUCUUAUCAAAGAAGCUCACUUGAAGGGCCAAGAGUACUCUCUGCUCAUCAGCAUCUUCUAUAUUGGGUACCUUGCUGCACAAUACCCUACAAACGUUUUAAUGCAAAGAUUCCCAACUGGAAAAUAUAUCACAGUCAAUUUCAUUCUCUGGGGCGUUGUCUUGACCUCAAUGUCGUCUUGCACUACUUUUGGGCCUUUCAUGGCGGCUCGAUUCUUUCUCGGCGUCUUCGAAUCUUGCCUCAACCCAGGCUUCGUUCUUAUUACUUCUUCUUGGUGGAAACGAGAAGAACAGCCUGCACGCAUUGCACUGUGGUACUGCGCCAAUGGUGUCAUCAACAUUCCAGCUGGCUUCAUCUUUUACGCAGUUGCUCACGUCAACGCUCGUGGCCUGUUUCCAUAUCAGUGGAUGUUUAUCAUAUUUGGAGUCUUCACAAUAUUGUUCGGCUUCACUCUUUGGUGGUUACUGCCAGACUCACCCCUUACAGCCCCUUGGCUCAACGAGCGUGAACGUCUCAUUGCUAUCGAGCGCCUAAAGUCCAACAAAACCGGAAUCAAGAACACACAUCACAAAUGGCGUCAAGUGAAGGAAGCCCUGAUGGAUCUUAAAGUCUGGAUGUUAGUCGCGGGUGUUUUCGUUCAUAAUAUGACCAACAGUCUUCAAACAAACUUUCUCGGUCUCAUCAUCAAGGGCUUUGGUUAUUCAACCUAUCAGAGUGUUCUUCUAAGCAUUCCAUCAGCUGCAAUCUUCGCUGUUACGGUCCUCACCGUUUCAAUCUUCCUUUCCUCAAAGUACGGAAAUGGUAAGAGAAUCUUCGCUAUCAUUCUAUGCUAUCUUCCUGGGGUAGUCUCCUGUGUUAUUCUUUACAGAUCCCAACUGAAUAGUCAUACGAAAAGCCUUCAUCUAUUUGCCGUAUUCUUCAUCGGCUGUGUUGCAGCGUCUGCCGGAGUUAUGUACUCUCUACUUUCUUCUAAUGUGGCUGGAUAUACCAAGAAGACCGUAGCUGGUACCCUUUUCUUUAUUUCCUACUGCGUGUCCAACAUCAUCUCACCGCAGACCUUCUUAGCAAAAGAAGCACCUCACUACACUACUGGUAUUGCGGUCUCUUUAGCCGCUUUCUGUAUUAACAUUUGUCUGUUUGCGGGUUUGUAUGUUAUUUAUUUUAUCGAAAACAAAAAGCGCGAUCGGUUGGAAGAGGGCAAAGUGAGCUCUGAUGAAACCCGAGAUCUUAUUGAUGCUUUUAGUGAUCUAACCGACUUAGAAAAUAAGAAGCUGCGAUAUAAACUAUAG